AUGCAGGAUCCCAACAAUGAUAGACAUCAUGACCAGCUACUGAAUUCCCUGGCUUUACUGGAAGCUGUUUCAUCGAUGCCAGUCACCAAUGAAGGUUGGCCAGAGACGUUUGGCUUUGGGUUGGGUGGCACGGGCCCUUGUUACAUCCUCUGGGUUGAGCCAGGAAGUAGCGCCCAUGCAGCCGGUUUGCAGCCUGGAGACCAGAUUCUGGAAGUGGAGGGAAAACCAGUGUCCUUUCUGUCCUGCGAGUCACUAAUACAGCUUGGCCGGGAGUGUCUUACCGUACCACCGAGUAUUGGGGUCAUCUCCAGAGUUCAGAAUGUGGCAGUGACCAGGAAAAGCCAAGAGGAGAUUGGCUUGGCCCUGACUGGAGGGAGACCACUGGUGGUGGACAGUGUGGUUCCAGGUUCUCCUGCCUCCUAUGCUGGGGUCAGAGCCGGAGACUACCUUCUGGAGAUCAAUGAUGUUCCUGUGACUGAUUUAUCAGAGGCGGUCCAACUGAUUUCUUCCAGUGCAGAGGACUUUCUCCGCCUGGGCCUUCUGUGUGUUGGCCGAAGACAGAGACACAGCAGAGUGUAUAGUGCCAGUGGACGGGGAUCAGAAACCACAAGCCAGACACAGAGACUGAAGGCUCAGGAGUUUAAACAGAAACUUGAUGAGGUCCUUGGAGAUCAGCCGGCCCUGAAGGAGAAGGUGUUUGCGUUGUUAAAGCAGUAUGCGCAGGAACGCAAGGUGGACCGUCUGGCGUAUACGCUCCCCAUGAUACUGACCGAAGAGUCCCAGCACAGUCUGAUUGACAGCAUCAGAAUCUUUAUUCCCAAGAAACAUCGGCAGCGUUUUGACCAUGUCGUGUCUCAAAGUCUCAUCAGCAAGAUCUGUCGAACCAGGACUGAGCGCACCAACCGCCUCCGGAGAAGCCGCAGUGAGGAUCAUCAUGAGAGGCUGUUGGUGUCUACAAGGGCAGCACAAAUGCCAAACUGCCAGGACGAGCUGGGCAGGGGACUGAAGAAGAGCACUUCUCUAAUAGCUGGCAGUGUGGGCACAGGAAAGCCUCAUAGGACGGUGAGGGUGUGUAAAGGAAGCAGCAGCUUUGGAUUCACUCUAAGGGGAAAUGCUCCUGUGUGGAUUGAAUCUGUUGUGCCAGGCAGCCCUGCAGAAGCGGCCAAUCUCCGACCUGGAGAUAGAAUCUUGUUCUUGAAUGGCUUGGACAUGAGGAACUGCAGUCACGAGAAGGUGGUGUGCAUGUUGCAGGGGAGCGGGGCCAUGCCGACCUUAGUGGUGGAAGAGGGGAACAUAUCUUACUGCACAGACUCAGAUUCGGAGACCACUGUACCAACAUCUGCUCUCACCUCACUCCAAUGGGUGGCGGAGAUCCUUCCCUCCAACAUUCGCAUCCAGGGACGCAGCUUUAGCCAACAGCUGGAACACCUACUGACUCCCACCGAGCGGUAUACAGUCUGCAAAGGGCUAGAGAGCUUCUUCCAGCACAGGAACAUUGACACCCUGAUAGUGGAUAUAUACCCCGUCCUGGACACUCCAGCCAAGCAAAUUAUCUGGCAGUUCAUCUUCCAGCUGCUGACCUAUGAAGAGCAAGAGCACUGCCAACACAAAAUCGCUCGCUUCCUGGGCUACAAGGCAGCUGCCGGGGAUGCAGAUACAGCAGCACCACACCGAGGCUCUGUCCAUGGACAGGCAACGUAUCAGGGGAGCAUGAGAGCUGCCGAAGAAGCAAAACCAGUAACUCAGUGUGACCCAAUGGAAGUUCCUCCUCGAGUCCAUGGAGAACGACAAGCAGGAGAUGGGGACAUCAUACCAGAGACUCCCAACCCUAAAAUGAUGUCAGCAGUUUAUGCUGAGCUGGAAAAUCGUUUUAUUAACAGUUACCCAGGAAAAGUGAGCAGUAUGAGGUCCCGUGCAACAUGUAACCUCUAUCACACCACAGGAGAGCGGAAGUUAAUGCAGGACAACCCAUGGCAAAAUUCUGCACCCCCAUCCGUCCCGUGGCCUCAGCGGCCUCCCAGCGCCCCUUCGCCAAGCAGCUCCGAAUAACCCUACGUGAGUCUGGAUGGCAGCCUGCCUUCCCCAACUCACAGGAAGAUGUUCACCUUCUCACGGCCAAGUCGUUCUAGAGAUACAGAUCGAUUCUUGGAUGCGCUCAGCCGGCAGCUCGGGCAGAGUUUGACCAUUACUGACCAGUUUCUGACUCCUGAGAAUGAAUAUGAAGAGAUGACAUUUCAGGAUGAACAGCUGAGCUGUGCCCCACGUGAGAUUAGCACUACCAGCGACUCAAUGGGCAGCAGUGAAGACGGGAGUUCCCUCACCUAUUCAUCAGUGUCUGAUCACAUUCCACCACCACCUCCCAGCCCCCCUCCGCCUCCUCCUCCACCACCACACCACCCCAGGGGAGAACUCAAGAGGGAGAUCUCUAAAGGAGCGCCCCCUUCCUAUGCCCAGGCUUUGGGGAGCUGUAUACACCCCUUACCCCCAGCCCCUCCUCCUCUGCCUAUUCCUCCUGUUCCUCCCGUUCCUCCUGCACCACCUUUAGAGCCCCUGGCACGUCACAGCAGCAUGCACCGGAGGAGUGAAUCCAGCCAUAUGAGUGUGAAACGGCUACGUUGGGAGCAAGUGGAAAAUUCUGAAGGAACAAUAUGGGGCCAGCUGGGGGAGGAUUCGGACUAUGAAAAACUGAGCGAUAUGGUGAAGUAUUUGGAUUUGGAGCUGCAUUUUGGAACACAGAAACCUACGCUUCUUCCAGUAUUGCCAGAAUCCUUGAAAAACAAAGGUGCUGUCCAAAUAUUGUCACACAAGAAAGCCUAUAACACAGCUAUCCUUAUAGCGCACUUGAAGCUCACGCACCAGGAAUUGCGCCACAUCCUGAUGACAAUGGAGAAUGAGCGUCUGGAGCCCUCACACAUCAAACAGCUGCUGCUCUACGCACCAGAUGAGGAGGAGAAGAAAAUGUUUCAGGCCUACACUGGAAGUCCCACCAAGCUCAAUGAGCCUGAUCAGUUUGCUUUGCAGAUGAUGUCGGUCCCGGAGUAUAAGAUGCGCCUACGAAGUCUGCUAUUUAAGAGCACCCUGCAGGAGAAGACUGAGGAAAUUCGGGCAAGCUGUGACUGUGUCCUAAAGGCCUCAGUUGACCUCAGAAACAGCAAGAAACUCGCCAAGAUCCUGGAGUUUGUUUUAGCUAUGGGGAAUUAUCUGAACGAUGGACAGCCCAAAACGAACAGAACAACAGGUUUCAAGAUCAACUUCUUGAUGGAGCUCAAUACCACCAAGACUGUGGAUGGGAAGUCUACUUUUUUGCACAUACUUGCCAAAUCCCUCCGCCUGCAUUUUCCUGAGCUGCUAAGCUUUGCCAAGGAUCUUCCUACCGUGCCUCUUGCUGCCAAAGUGAAUCAGAGGUCACUUACUGCCGACCUGAGUGACUUACAUGUGACUAUCCAGGAGAUCAAAAAUGCCUGCAGCCGUAUGACCAGCUCGUCUGAAGAUAAGUUCUCCCUCACUAUGACUACAUUUCUGGAGAACACUUUUCCCUGUAUGCAGAGCCUGGACACCCUGCAGCACCGGGCGAUGGAAGAUUUCUUUAAAGUCUGCUCCUACUUUGGAGAGGAUCCCAAGGGCUCCACCACUGAGGCUUUUUUUGGAAUAUUUGCUGACUUUAUUAGCAAGUUUGAGAAAGCCUUCAGUGACCUUCACCUGGCUCCUGGGAACCCACCUCCUCCGGUAUGGUAACACACGAUGUUCAAUAGAGGACAGUGUUACAGCAAUGGCGGUUCAGCUGUCAUACCGUCACCACAUUGUGUGCUUUCUGCCCCGAAGAACAGCAGCCAAUGAUGACAGCAGAAAGUUGAGCAAGAUAUGGGAACAAAAACUGGCCUCUCAGAGGGCUGCCACCACCUUGGUUGCUCAACAGCAAGGAAGGCCGGAUUUUGGAAACAAGUUCAUAAAUUAUUGAUGAAAUAAGGAACAUUUUAUAGAAAAGGAAACAUUCUCACUAGCCGGGAACUAUAUGAAAUGUGUCUUAAUUCUGUUAUAUUCCCCUGUGUAUUGGACCACAGUGCCCGUUUUCUGUGGAUGUCUUGGGUCUUCUCAAAUGUUGAUAAGUUGCCCUGACAUCAGCUUUCUCCCUUUUGACCAAUCAAACUUCCUUGUUUUCACCAAGCCUACACAAUGCAAUAUUUUACCCAGCAAGAGAACUUGAUUCUUUAAUUAUUUGCUGCCAUUGAUAAUGUGGUGUCCAUAUCCGAUCAGUUACAGUUCAUGACAAAAUCUGUAGUAAGUCCGACUCGUCCAGCAUAGCCUUCCUAAAGCUGAAUUCCAGGCAGAUAUACAUAAAACAACAGUCAAAACAGUUAUGCAAUCAUUUAAAAUGUAAUUUAUUUUUACAUGCAAAUAAUGUAAGUACAUUUGUCCUGAUAAUAAGCCCUGUAAAAAUGUUAUGCAUAGCAGCACUCGGUUUGGGAGAGGACGGGACAGUGCUAGGGGCCAAUUAGGCUCUGCUGCAUACACAUGUGCUGAGAGGUGCAGGGAGCAGAGUGAUGAUGUCAUCAGCAUGCUGUUGCUUUUUUGUUGUCCAAUCAGCAUGAUAGGGGGUGUGUUCAGGACCAAACUUUGGGGUUGUUUCAAUGGAUGUCCAGGAUCUAGCUUUGCCCACUGUCGGGGAAUGGUGGAAGUGGCCGAACAGAAUUUCAAAUAAUCUGGCAGGUAAAAUAUUGAGCCAUUUCCAUGAUAUAUAUUUAAAAUGUAGGCUCUAUCUGUGCUAUAAACCAGCAGUUUUGGAUUCACUAGAACAGGGGUCUCCAGACUUUUCAAACCAAGGGCCAGUUCAUUGUCCUUCAGACUUUAGGAGGGCCACAUUGUGGCCUGCAGGGGCAGAAAACGUCCCGAGUCCAGCAUCAGUGAGAAUAAUAAAUAUGGCCUCAAUGUUGGUGGUCAGUAGGAGAAAUAGUAGUGCCCCUUAUUAAGAGCAAUAGUAUCCCAUUGAUGGUAUCAGUGGAAGAAAUAGUGCCCCCUUGUUGGUGUCAGUGGGAGGACUAGUGCCCCAAGGGCCAGAUAAUGGCUACUCGGGCCGCAGUUUGGAGACCCAUGUUCUAGAAUAUAAAGGAAUAAACAAUGUGAAUGGCUCCAACCACUGUACCUAACGGUAAAUAUUACCUAUCUGUGAUGGAAGGGAUGACAGGUGAAUAUCUUCUUUUUCAGUGAGGCAAUCCCAUACUAGACAUUAUUUGACCCACUUUAGCAAAUUUGCUCUUCUUAACACAAUGACUUAAAAUAUUUUUUUUCAUGCUGUUUAGGCAUAAUACUAUUAAAAGAGAGGUAUGUUUUUUUUCCAGAAUCAUACUU
Messenger RNA from Rana temporaria (common frog), 5346 nucleotides. It is a transcript of the gene GRID2IP, whose product is annotated as Grid2 interacting protein. Lineage: Eukaryota; Metazoa; Chordata; Amphibia; Anura; Ranidae. The record is from RefSeq and is a predicted model, not a curated record. Gene Ontology annotation, molecular function: protein binding.